Molecule: messenger RNA, 600 nt
Organism: Trypanosoma theileri
Lineage: Eukaryota; Euglenozoa; Kinetoplastea; Trypanosomatida; Trypanosomatidae
Product: tryparedoxin peroxidase
Exons: 1
Coding region: 1-600 (199 amino acids)
Biological process (GO): cell redox homeostasis; cellular response to stress; hydrogen peroxide catabolic process
Cellular component (GO): cytosol
Molecular function (GO): thioredoxin peroxidase activity
Source: RefSeq, a predicted model, not a curated record
AUGUCCUGCGGUGAAGCCAAGCUCAACCACCCAGCUCCCCACUUCAAUGAGGUGGCGCUGAUGCCGAACGGAACCUUCAAGAAGGUGGACCUCGCCUCUUACAAGGGUAAGUGGGUGGUGCUGUUCUUCUACCCCCUGGACUUCACCUUCGUGUGCCCCACGGAGAUCUGCCAGUUCUCAGAUCAUGUGAAGGAGUUCACAAGCAUCAACUGUGAGGUCAUUGCCUGCUCCAUGGACAGCGAGUUCUCGCACCUGGCAUGGACAAAUGUUGAGCGCAAGAAGGGAGGUCUUGGCAAGAUGGAGAUCCCCAUCAUCGCAGACAAGACCAAGUCGAUCAUGAAGGCAUACGGUGUGCUGAAGGAGGAUGAGGGUGUGUCAUACCGCGGCUUGUUCAUCAUUGACCCGAAGCAGAACCUGAGGCAGAUCACCAUCAACGACCUUCCGGUGGGCCGCAACGUUGAGGAAGUCCUCCGCCUCGUGAAGGCAUUCCAGUUUGUGGAGGAGCACGGUGAGGUGUGCCCUGCCAACUGGAAGCCUGGCUCCAAGACGAUGAAGGAAGAUCCAGUGAAGUCACAGGAGUACUUCAACAGUGUUUCCUAG